AUGCCCCACUAUUCCAAAUUUUUGAAAGACCUUUUGAGUGGGAGAAGGGAGUGUGAAACCGUGAACCUAACCGCCAAUUGUAGUGCCAUCCUUUCCAACAAACUUCCUACCAAGUUGAAAGAUUCGGGUAGUUUCUCCAUUCCCUGUUCCAUCAAUGGUGUUGAGUUUGAAAAGGCAUUGUGUGAUUUAGGAGCAAGUGUAAGUCUCAUGCCCUAUUCCGUCUACCAAAAGCUUAGUGUGGGAACCCUCUCCCCUUCAAAUGUUACUCCCCAACUAGCGGACCGUUCUACUAAGUUUCCCAUGGGUAAGGUUGAGGACAUUCCCCUUAAGGUUGGAAAGUUCACAUUUCCUGUGGACUUUUAUGUGCUAGAAAUGGAUGAGGAUGAGAGGAUUCCUAUAGCUUUGGGUAGACCGUUUCUAGCUACCUCUAGAGCUAUCAUUGAUGUGAAAGAGGGUAAACCCUAA
Messenger RNA from Chenopodium quinoa (quinoa), 465 nucleotides. RefSeq lists its product as uncharacterized. The record is from RefSeq and is a predicted model, not a curated record. The coding region runs from base 1 to 465 and encodes 154 amino acids. Lineage: Eukaryota; Viridiplantae; Streptophyta; Magnoliopsida; Caryophyllales; Amaranthaceae. The transcript has a single exon.